Molecule: messenger RNA, 3098 nt
Organism: Girardinichthys multiradiatus
Lineage: Eukaryota; Metazoa; Chordata; Actinopteri; Cyprinodontiformes; Goodeidae
Gene: slc10a1
Product: solute carrier family 10 member 1
Exons: 8
Coding region: 1199-2251 (350 amino acids)
Biological process (GO): bile acid and bile salt transport
Cellular component (GO): membrane
Molecular function (GO): bile acid:sodium symporter activity
Source: RefSeq, a predicted model, not a curated record
AAAUACAAGUAAACUCAUGGAUUUAGCAGAAGCGAAUUUAAAAGGGAAUGUAAGAGGAUUAACUUUAUUAACUUGUAAUGAACAACUGUGAAUACAUCUUUAGUCAGGAGUGUUGGCAGGUUGCUGCACUGGAGCACCUGGGUGUGUGUAUUAUCACAAUGCCAAUGAUGAAAGACAUCAACAGGGACCUCAGUGAAGCAACUGUUGUUGCUUAUCAGUCUGGUAAAGGUUAGAAGGACAUUUCUGAAAUUGAUGAAGUACAUUAUUCUGCAGCAAGAAUGAUUAUUCACUAGUGGAAAAACGUCGAGGAAAGCUGCCAAUCCUCCCAGGAUAUGGAUGUCCCAGCAAAUUCCACCCAAAGUUUUGCAAAAACACAGGAGCUACAUGUCAAGCUGGUUGACAAGGGUUGUUUACCUAUAAAGACAUGUCUGCACAAUCUCCUUAUACCAGCUGUUUUGGGGUAACAGGAACUCUGUAUUCUUGAUGUUCAAAUGUUAACAGCUAAGACUUGGAUCAAGCCAAGUUGUGCAAGCAAUGAAACAAUGAUGUGACAAAAAUUAAGGCAUAAAACUUGAAUCAUAAAACAUAAAAUAAAUCAGAAAACAAAUACAGCAAGUUCUCACAGCUAACAGUGGUUCUACAAACUGUUAGCUCAUGAGCUGUAAUUACCAUGUUCACGUGAUUUUCUGUGUUUUUGUACAGUUACGGUUAGAUUGAAGUAAUUUCAAAACACCCAUGAAGUCCAGAUGAUUUUCAUUGUGUCCUGAUACAUAAAAUCCUAGAACAGAUGUUGCGGUUUAAUGUCCUAUCUGUUCCAGUGAUUGUGACGAUCUAUCUAGUUUAUGCUUAAACUGAUAGCUUCUCUCUUUUAUAGAAGCACAGAAGAGAGCACUAUAGGGCACUUCAUCACAGCUGGUCCUUUAGUGCAUGAUUUGUGACUGAUAACACUGAAGAAAUGUGUUAAUGAUUUGGUUUUGUCCUGGAGUGGAGUAAAGUAGGAGGAGAGAAGACAAGAGGAAGCCUCUUGCCCAACAGGUAACCAAAGUAUAAAAGAAGCCACAAACACGUCUGCCAGCUGAGAAGUGAUUGUUUCUGGGGAAAUCAGUCUUCCUACAACCUGACCUCCUCAAAUAGUUGAGCAAUUUUCACCUUCAGCACAGAGCAGAUUCAGGCCUGGGUCUGUAGCGCCCAUCUCAACAUGGACAGCACAGAGAAUCUGUUUCCUGACUCAGGUUUUCAGCAAAAUGAUGGCUUCACAUCCAAUCUGACAGCUGUCAACACCAGCUUGCUUUACACAUCUCUACUGUCACCAAUGAUGGAUAAAACCAUCAACAUUCUAAUGAUCGUCAUGCUGUUCAUCACCAUGGUUUCACUGGGAUGCACCAUGGAGGUGACCAAGAUCAAGGAUCACAUACUGAAACCUAAAGGUGUGGCCAUUGCAGUUCUUUCCCAGUAUGGCAUCAUGCCUCUCACAGCCUUUUGCCUGAUUAAGGGGUUCCAGCUGCCUGAAACCACAGCUGUGGUGAUUCUGAUCUGCGGCUGCUGUCCUGGAGGAGCCCUCUCCAACAUCCUGGCACUCGCUUUGAAAGGAGACAUGAACCUCAGCAUUGUGAUGACCUCCUGCUCCACGCUGCUGGCUCUGGGCAUGAUGCCUCUGCUGCUAUAUCUGUACUGCCAGGGCUUCUCCAACCUGCAGAAAGCAGUGCCGUAUGUGGACAUUAUGGUGUCCCUGGUUGCGAUUCUGGUGCCUUGCAGUACCGGCAUCCUCAUUAACUACUUUCGGCCACAUUAUUCAAAGAUAAUCUCAAAGGUGGGCCUCGGUGUUCUGAUGAUUUCCAUUGUUGUGAUUGGCAUCAUUUCCAGCGUUGAAAUUGGAGGCUCCCUCUUCAAUGUGCUCUCGCCUCCUCUCAUGACCAUCGCCGCCCUCAUGCCCCUCGUUGGCUACGCCUUUGGUUACAUCAUCUCCUCGAUCUUCAGGCUCAACCAGCCAGAGCGGAGGACCGUUGCUAUGGAAACUGGCUGUCAGAACAUCCAACUGUGCGCCACCAUAUUGAAGGUAGCCUUCCCCCCAGCUGUGAUCGGACCUAUGUACCUGUUCCCCCUGGUCUACGGGUCCUUCCAGUUGACUGAGGCAGCAGUGCUCAUCGUUCUGUUCAGGUGUUACCAACGGUUCUCCAGAAAAUGGAAAAGUGACACAAACUCCAGAUACGAACCAACCAACAUCGAAGGAGGAAAAGCGGACGAUAUCUGAAGACUGUAUUAUCAUCGCAUCAUACUUGCCUCCCCCCAUCACUUUGUUCAUUUCACCUGACAAACUUGAAAAGACUGGAAAACAGUUAUGUAAAUGUCAUAGUAGUGCACUAAUAGAGGCAAAAUUCAGGGUUUAUUAAAAUUGAUUUAUUCAUCAAGUCUAUUUUUAAUACACCAUACAAACGUCUAUCUUCACUGAAAAUAAAAAUCCCUCAUGUACAAAACAAAACGUCUCCCUCAGAUCAUUGUAUGCUCAGAUCACCCACAAUAACAGCUAUCAAACUACCCUAACGGUAACAUGUGUAUAUAUUUGAACACUUAACAGAAAGCUGCAGUAUGUACAUAAAUCCCUAAUUUAAGAAAUAUUACUCCAGUAAGCAACAUUAUUGCUUAAGAGUGCAACUGAAGGGUCGGCUGCAUCCUCAAGAGUUUUGCCUCUGUACAAAGUCAUUAUCAACAGUGGUUGCAUUAAAACGGUAGCAUAAAUGAAGUCAAUUCGCAAGUUUUAAAUCAGUGGAAUAAUGUGCACAUUUUGCAGCCAGGUGAAGAAGCUGCCAGUGCCAGAUAUAUCUGCGUUUUAUUUGAACUUUAAGCACAACUAGGAGAACGAAUUGCCAUCAAACAGCAGCACAUUCAGGUAUCUUAAGUACGUUUGGAUAUGUGCAGCUGGAUGGUAAAGGAGGAAAACUCUGAAGAACAAUCGAGCAGGGCAUGAACACUGAUGCGCCAGAAAGACAGGAUCCCAUAAUUCAUCGAGAAUCACCCUGAAUAAAAGAGCCUGUUUAAAAGCGCUGCAACAGUGAGGUUUAUGGUGACUUUUGCAUUUUAGAAGCUCAACUGCAUUGCUG